Molecule: messenger RNA, 2543 nt
Organism: Pseudonaja textilis
Lineage: Eukaryota; Metazoa; Chordata; Lepidosauria; Squamata; Elapidae
Gene: LENG9
Product: leukocyte receptor cluster member 9
Molecular function (GO): metal ion binding
Source: RefSeq, a predicted model, not a curated record
UCAGUUUGUUUGCGAGUCCCUUCCUUGUUUUCCACCUACCCAUAAACGGGACAAGGAAAUCAGAGGCGGCGGCGGGGAGCGGUCACUGCGGGCAUCGGGUUUCGAGUUUCGCCGAAAUUCAGACCCGGAAACGGGUGGGGGGGUGAUCGAGGAAAGCGAUGGAUGAAUUAGUUGUCUCCUCUGGAAAGGACUUCACUGACCACCCUUCUGAAAGUCUUCUGGAACCAUCAGAAGAUCCAGACUCAUCCUUGACUGAAGAGUCAUCUUCCAAUAUCAACCCUCCCUGUCGUUUUUUCUUGGAGGGACGCUGCCAUUUUGGUGCCCGCUGCCAAAACUAUCAUCCUGGUGAUGUUGGUGAGGUUCACCAUUUAAAAGAUUGUGGACCUGUUCAUGUUCCUUCCUUGCCGCUCACAGAAGGGAAGAAACCUGCCAUGAAGACAGCUGAGGAUGUCAUUUCCCGGCUCCUCUGGGAUACACAGGUACCUGCUGAACAAUUUUCUAUUGGCUACCUUGACCGGUUCUUGGGCAUCUUGGAGGAAUCUUUUACUUCUUUCUCGUGGGAGGAUCUAGCGUCAGUUGGUCCUGGUGUACUAGCUAUCCCUAAACAUAGGAUCCAGUAUUUUAAAUACAGAGACCGUGUGGUUUGGGACAAAGUCAGUCGCACCGAUGACGUUUUUGGGUCCACAGGAAGUGGGAAAACCAUCUUAGAAGUGAUGAAGGAAGAAGACACCCAAGCUAAGAAGGAACUAUUGAAUUUUCCAAAUAGCCCCCAAGUCGAAGAACAGUUAGAUAGGGAUUCAGCCAAAGAGAAAGAGUUGAAUGGGACAAGUGGUGGAGAGAAGUUAGUGAUGGCUUUGGGUGAAGCAGGGGAUAAUUUGGAGUUGGCUGAAGACCUGUCCAACAACCAAGAAGGAAAUGUAGCCAGCAAAGAAAAGGGAAGAGAGACAAUCAGCUCUGUUAAGUGUGAAGAAUUCAAACAUGCUUGUGCUAUCGGAAUAGAAAAUGAACCAGUUAUGGUAGAGAGAGAAAACCUGGAUUUGGAAAAGAGGGGAGGGAGGAGCUUCACCUAUCCGAAGGAGCGCCCCACCCAUUUCAUAGCUAUCCCAAUCACCAGCCCAGAAAUCCGGGAAGUGGUGAAACUUUUCCAGGAGGCUGUGUGUGCUGUCAGCUCAGAUUACGCUCCCUUCUGUGUGCCCAGAGCUACACUGCAUAUUACACUUUGCCUGUUGCAUUUGGAUACCCCUGAAGAAAUCCACAAAGCGAUGAUGGCUCUGGAAGAACUUCAGGCUGGUUUUCAGCGACUGCUGCCUCCAGUCUUGCUUCUCUCCUUCCGUAAUGUGGAAACUUUUAAUUCACGGGUUUUGUACUUGGCACCAGACCCUGUACCCCAACUGGGAGCCCUGGCUCAAAAUCUGGAAAAUGGCUUCACUAAAAAGGGCUUGACUGUGAUUUGCCCUCCUUCCAAAGGGAAGUUCCAUUUGACCAUCGUGAAAAUUCCUCCUAGGAAGGGAAUGCCAUGGCUCCCAUCAGGCUUGGCUUGGGCUCCUACGAUGGAGGAUUUAGGAGUCCAGGCAGUAGAGUCCGUUGGUUUGUAUGAGGUAGGAAAAGGCAAAAGAACCGAUAAUGUGUAUGUCAGCAUACUGAAAUUGGAUUUAUAUGGAGGAAAUGGGACUUAGUGGGAGAUACCUACCAAAUGAACGUCUAUUCUAACAGUGGGCAGGGCUGGGCAACUUGAAAACUUUGUGGACUUCAACUUCCAGAACUUCCCAGCAGCAUCUGUUUGGAGCACUUUAACUAAACUCUAAUGGAAAAGUUAAUCAAAAUGGGGCAGGGAGAACAAGAACAGGAACACUGCAAUAACACUUACGUUUUUUCCCUUGCUUGAUUUAAACAGAUUAAUAAUGCACAAUAAAAGCACUACAUUUUUACAAUCCCUUUUCAGAUACUUUUUAGAUAGAUAGGUAUGUUGCAUUAUUAGAGACUCCUUUGAAUUGAUAAGAGAAAUGAAGGAAAAAGAGGCUACAUCUUUUUUGUGGAAUUGUAUAAUUGAUGCCCACAGAUGAUCCUACGAAAGGACAUUCUGCUUUAAGGUGUUGCAAAGGCCUGAAUGAAACAGUCAUACUUGUAUGGUCCAAGGCUGCUUCUGACGAUUAAAUCCAACAUGCUAACCAACUCUGAAAGAAAGGCCUUGAUGCAUGAAUGCUUUAAAAGGUGCUGCAAAAGGCUGAAAUACUGGAAUUCUAUCUGUAUUAAACCAAAGCCCUUUGAGGUUGCAAAGAUGGAGAAUGUAGAGCAAUAUAAAGUAACUAGCUGUCUUGUGCUCUCUUAAGUUUUGUUUUGUUUUCUAAGGGGCACUGAAAGCUAAGGUGUAGCCUUUUCUUAUCUGGUUUAGUGUUUCUGAUCCAGUCCCAAUAGUCUACGGUUGAGAGAAAGGGUACUUUUGCUUUGUUUAGUAUAACCAAAUUAAGUGUAAUUUUCAAUGGUUAAAAAAAAAAUGACCCCAGUUGUAAUAAAGGCCUUUGAACUGUACUUUAGUUUUCAAU